Molecule: messenger RNA, 357 nt
Organism: Hibiscus syriacus
Lineage: Eukaryota; Viridiplantae; Streptophyta; Magnoliopsida; Malvales; Malvaceae
Exons: 1
Coding region: 1-357 (118 amino acids)
Molecular function (GO): RNA-DNA hybrid ribonuclease activity; nucleic acid binding
Source: RefSeq, a predicted model, not a curated record
AUGGGGAUUUUUUCGGUCUUGGAUGUGGAGUUGUGUGGUGUCCUCGAAGGCUUGGAGUUGGCGUGGCAACUCGAUUUGAGGCGGGUAAUUAUCGAGACUGAUAGUAGUGAAGUAUGGAAGCUUUUGCUCUGUAGGAUCAAUAUGGAUCGGGUGUCAAGUGUUGUUCCAUACCUCAUUGAAAUUAUUCGUAAAGAAUGGGAGUUGCAAUUUGUGCAUGUGUUAAGGGAAGGGAAUUUGGUUGCUGACGCGAUGGCUUGGCUAGCUUGGAGCCUUUCGUUUAGAUUACAUACCUUUCGUAACCCACCAACAGAAGUUCUGUUGAAGUACCAUGCUGAAGUAGGGGCAGCUCGCACUUAG